Pollicipes pollicipes is the source of this 3168-nucleotide messenger RNA. Its product is annotated as symplekin. The coding region runs from base 1 to 3168 and encodes 1055 amino acids. Gene Ontology annotation, cellular component: mRNA cleavage and polyadenylation specificity factor complex. Lineage: Eukaryota; Metazoa; Arthropoda; Thecostraca; Pollicipedomorpha; Pollicipedidae. The transcript has 23 exons. The record is from RefSeq and is a predicted model, not a curated record.
AUGUCCGAUCCAAGUGCUGAGGUGCGGCGCACUGUGCUCGCUUCAUCGAAGAGGCAUGGCAAAAAAGACAAUGAGAUGAUCCCUAAGGUGGUGGCCAACCUGGGCAUCCUGCUGCAGGACAGCUUCUCCAUGGCAGUGGUCAAGCGGACCAUGCAGGCCAUCUCCAACAUAUACAGGGUGACCCUACAGUGGCUCAGCUCGGCCCGGACCGUGACCGAGGUGAUGGACUCGGCCUGGAGCAUGCUCGGUCAGAUGAAGCGGCGGAUUAUCGGCUACGUCGACCACGACAACGACGGUGUGCGCACAAUGGCCGUCAAGUUCAUGGAGACGGUGAUCCUGCUGCAAACGUUCUCUGAGCCAGGGAGUCUGAAGCGACCCGAGUUCUGUCUGGACGGCGUGCCUAUAACUCUCAAGAUCGCGCGGCCGCGCAAGCUGGAAGAGGAGGCCCGGUCCGUGUUCGCGCAGCUGAUCAAGUUCCACGGCUCGCCGCACAUCAGCAGCGUCAACCUGAUGGCGUGCAUGGGCUCGCUGACGCUGAUCGCGCGCUGCCGGCCGUCGCUGCUGACUCAGGUCAUCUCGGCGCUGGAGUCGCUGCACGCGAACCUGCCUCCGACGCUCUCCAAGUCCCAGGUGAACUCAGUGAGAAAGCACAUGAAGAUGCAGCUGCUGAACCUGCUGAAGCACCCGGCGUCGUACGACAGUCACCGCAACAUCUGCACCCUGCUCACCGAUCUGGGGGCCUCCCAGAGCGAGGUGAUGCGUGCCAUGCCUCCGCCGGAGGAGCUGCGCAAGCGGCAGCGGCGGCCCGAGGAGCCGCCCGGCGACGCCGACGACGACACACCCGUCACCAAACGGCAGAAGUUCGUCGAGGACGACGACGAUGAGGACGAGGAGGAGGAGGAGGCGGGCGGCGCGCCGCCGCGGCCGGCGCCGCUCGACAAGAAGCAGCACAAGGCGAACGCCAUCGACAUCACCGAGGCGUGGGCGUUCGAGCGGCUGACUCCGGCGCUGGCCGCCAACCUCGUGCUCGUGUCCAUGCACAACCUGCCGGACACCCCGCCGGCGCUCUUCAGCAACACGUUCACGCCAAUCUCGGCCGCCGGCACGAGCUCCCAGAUCCAGCACGUGGCGCGCCUGCUGGCCGCCCAGCUGACGCACGCCGGCAUCGGGCCCGGCGUCGAGGCCACGCGCAAUCAGGGCAUCCAGAUGACGGACCACGACUGGGAGAUGGCGGAGGAGGAGGAGACGCCAUCGGGCGCGCGGCAGCCUAUCGCCACCGUGCUGGCCGGCACCGUGUCGGGCCGCGAGACCAAGAAAAAGGUGGCGCUGCUCCCCUCCGGACAGAUGAACAAGAAGCACAUGGCGAAGCCGCUCCGUCUUCCGGAGAUCACGCGGCCGCUACCGGCUGACGAGCUGGAGCGGAUGAUGACGGCUGCGCUGGACCGGCUGCUGGCGGCCGAGCGGACGGCGCGCGCUGGCGGGCUGGCCGCCGCCCGCUCCAAGCUGCUCGCCAUGAUGUCGUCCCACUUCACCGGCCACCUGCUGGAGAAGAUGCUGGGCCACGUGCUGGAGGAUAUCGGCGGUCGGUCAGACCUGGUGUUCAGCUGGCUGUACGAGGAGUACGCCAACGUCUCGGGCUUCAGCAACCUGGGCCAGGUGGUGCACAGCACGGCCAGCUACGAGCAGGUGUUCUGCAUGCUCAUCUCGGCUCUGAUGGUGCGGCCCGACUUCAAGGACGGCGAGACCCUGCUGACGCGGCUGUUCCUGGAGGCGCCGCUCGUGCCGGCCUCGGCCGUGGACAUCCUAAAGGGUUUCAGCGCCGAGUCGGCCACCCACCGGCAGGGCAUCCAGCUGCUCAGUCAGCUGAUCUCGCGCCGGCCCAGCAAACAGCUGACCUACAUCAGCGCGCUGCUCCAGCUGGCCAGCCACAACGCCUCCGAGGUGCGGGAGCGGGCGCUGGCCACGGUGCUAGAACUGCACGGGAUGAACGGCGCGCUGGCCGGCCUGGUGGAGGAGCACGCAGUCGACCGGCUCAAAUACCUGGCGCUGGAGACGCCGCCGGCCCUGCUGCUGGGCGACGACCAGAGCGCCGCGCCGGCCGGUGUCACGCUGGAGUGGACUGACGAGCUGGCCAAGCUGUGUCUGCACCUGUACCUGGCGCUGCUGCCGCGCCGCGAGAGCCUCAUACACGAGCUGGCGCACGUGUAUGUGCAGACGACGGCGGAUGUCAAGCGCACCAUCCUGCGGGUGCUGGAGGCGCCCAUCCGCGGCAUGGGCAUGGAGUCGCCGGAACUGCUGACGCUGGUGGAGACGUGCCCCAAGGGUGCCGAGACGCUCAUCACGCGCGUCAUCCACAUACUCACCGACAAAACGCCGCCGUCGGCCGAGCUGGUGGACCGGGUGCGUGACCUGUACCAGAAGCGGGUCUCGGACGUGCGCUUCCUCAUUCCGGUGCUGAACGGACUGCGCAAGCGGGAAGUGAUCGCCGCGCUGCCCAAGCUGAUCCGGCUCAACCCGGUGGUGGUGAAGGAGGUGUUUAACCGGCUGCUGGGCAUCCACUCGGACACGGCCAACUUCAGCUCGCCACUCACGCCCGUCGAGCUGCUGGUGGCGCUGCACAACAUCGACCCGACCAAGUGCGACAUGAAGACCAUCAUCAAAGCCACCUCGCUGUGCUUCGCCGAGAAGCAGGUGUACACGCAGGAGGUGCUGGCCGUGGUGCUGCAGCAGCUGAUGGAGCAGUCGCCGCUGCCGGUGCUGCUGAUGCGCACUGUCAUCCAGUCACUGGCGCUCUAUAACCGACUCAUCGGCCUCGUCAUGAACAUCCUGCAGCGGCUAACCAGCAAACAGGUGUGGACCCAGAAGAAGGUAUGGGAGGGCUUCAUCAAGUGUUGCCAGCGCACCAAGCCCAGCAGCUACCAGGUGCUGCUGCAGUUGCCGCCGGAGCCGCUGCGCGACGUGUUCGCCACGGCGCCCGAGCUGCGCAGCAACCUGCUCGACUACGUGGCCAGCUUCAGCGAGGCGCAGCGCGGCCACAUUCCGACGGACGUGAUGCGCGUGCUGAACGGAGACCGGCCGCGCGAGCUGGCCGACGAGCCGAUGUCACCGCCGGAGGUGGACUCGAUCGACCCGCCAGCACCAGCAGCCUGGGAUUCACAGUUCAGCUGA